This is a messenger RNA of Bipolaris sorokiniana ND90Pr, 1257 nucleotides long. RefSeq lists its product as uncharacterized. The record is from RefSeq and is a predicted model, not a curated record. Gene Ontology annotation, biological process: pyridoxal 5'-phosphate salvage. Gene Ontology annotation, cellular component: cytosol. Gene Ontology annotation, molecular function: pyridoxal kinase activity. The transcript has 6 exons. Lineage: Eukaryota; Fungi; Ascomycota; Dothideomycetes; Pleosporales; Pleosporaceae. The coding region runs from base 1 to 1257 and encodes 418 amino acids.
AUGGCUUCUGACACUCUGAUUCCGGAUACACGAGUUCUCGCAAUCGCCAGCCAUGUAGUCCACGGCUAUGUGGGCAACAAGAUGGCGACCUUUGUCAUGCAGUCACUAGGGUGCGACGUUUCUGCGAUCAAUACCGUACACUACAGUAAUCACACGGCGUAUAAGCAGAUUAAAGGCACGAAAACGUCGGCAGGCGAGAUUCUCGAGCUUUACGAAGGCCUCCGCCAAUCCAACCUCAACAACUUCGACGUGCUCCUAACAGGAUAUAUGCCCAGCGCCGAAGCUGUACAAGCGAUAGGAACGAUUGGAAGGGAUAUCAAGUUCAAUGCGGGUACAAAGCCUGGAAGCUUUUUCUGGGUGCUUGACCCGGUCAUGGGAGACAACGACAAGCUAUACAUACCCGAGGACGAGGUACCAGAGUACAAGGGAUUACUGCGUGAGGCAGAUCUUAUCCUACCCAACCAGUUCGAGGCUGAAUUACUCUCCGAGACUCCAAUCACCGACCUCAAGUCUCUCGCAGCUGCAAUCCAAGUACUUCACACGAAAUAUCAAGUCCCCCACGUCAUUAUAACAUCGCUCCGCUUGACCCGCGACAACCAAACAGUGUCCUCCAGACCAGUAUCAAAAGCCGGUACAGGAACACACACCCCUUCAAACACCCAACCCCAUGAUGCAGCAACUUCACAUUCCUCUACCUGGGAGCACCUCCCUAAGCCCCAGCAAAGCACCCCCCUCAACGACUCCGACGACAUCGAAAACCUAACCAUCAUCGGUUCCACGGCAACCUCCGACCACAAACCCCGCCUCUUCCGCAUCGACACCCCACAACUGCCCCUCUUCUUCUCAGGCACCGGCGACAUGUUCGCCGCCCUCACCAUCCCGCGCCUAAUCGAAGCCGUGCACUCUGCCUCAACCCCCGAGUGCCCCCUCCACUCAAUCCCCAGCUGGCGCUCACCCGACGACGUGGCAGCCACGGACCUCCCGCUCGCCCGCGCGUGCCAGAAGGUGCUUGCGUCUAUGCAAUCUAUUCUGACAAAGACGACGGCGGCGUGCUUGAGUCGGAUGCAGGAGUAUGAUGAGCAGGUUGGAGGGAGUGCGGGGGAGGUGCGGAGUAAGGAGGAGGAGGCGGAGGCGGACAAGAAGAGGCAUCUUGCGCUUAUGAAUGCGAGUGAGGUUACGGUUGUGCGGUACGUGAGGGAGUUGGUGGAGCCGCCGGAUGUGGAGAGGUUUGCGGCGGAGGCGGUGGUUGGGGUGUAG